AAAUAAUUACAUGUCGCCAUUGGCGACUAUAAACUAGUACAAUAUAGACUUACCAAAAAUGGACCAUAUAUGUAUAUAUAAAGAGGUAAUCGAUAAUCGGGGCUAUUUUUUCAGAGCAACGGACGUUUCAGAUCUCUGAUUAAGGAAUUUCACACAGUGUGUUGCGUAUGGCUUCCUUCAAGGCAUUUUUGAACAGUCCUGUUGGCCCCAAAACAACUCAUUUUUGGGGUCCCAUAUCCAACUGGGGAUUUAUCAUUGCUGGACUCGUAGACACACAGAAACCCCCAGAAAUGAUAUCAGGCAACAUGACUUCAGUAAUGUGCGUGUAUUCUGCACUGUUCAUGAGAUUUGCAUGGAUGGUACAGCCUCGUAAUUAUCUACUUUUGGCAUCCCAUGCCUCGAAUGAGACGGUGCAACUUUAUCAGCUAUCACGUUGGGCAAAAAGUCAAGGAUAUUUGCAGCAGAAAGCAGACAAAGCAGUGUGAUCUAGUGUUCUUUCCUGUUUAAUUCUGGACCUCUGUGUAGUUUCGGUAAUUUUCCAUCACUCUUUGCACAGAUUAUUGUCCAUGAUCAUCCAAGAGCUGAACUAGCUGCUCAAAGUAUUACAUAUGCCACAGUAAGCAUAAUUUGAAUGGCAAGAAAUGUUAGUAUGGAACAAUUCAAUAUAUUUGUGAUUUCACCCCGCA
Solanum dulcamara is the source of this 686-nucleotide messenger RNA. RefSeq names its product mitochondrial pyruvate carrier 1-like. The transcript is spliced from 5 exons. Lineage: Eukaryota; Viridiplantae; Streptophyta; Magnoliopsida; Solanales; Solanaceae. Gene Ontology annotation, cellular component: mitochondrial inner membrane. Gene Ontology annotation, biological process: pyruvate import into mitochondria. The record is from RefSeq and is a predicted model, not a curated record. Bases 168 to 485 code for a protein of 105 amino acids.